AUGUCGGGCUCCGGAACCCGCACAUUCAGCAAUGGCGACCCAGCAGAAAGAUCAUUUGCACGGCCACCCGGUACACCUGCUGGUGUCGUCCGCGUCUCACGUCGACGUGCUGAGAACACAUCCAGCGAGUCGUCCAAUUCAGCUGACACCCUCUCAGCCGGAGUGCUAAGUCCAACUAGUACGAUGUACUCUUCUCCCGGCAGCGCAAGUACGGCUGGCACGGAUCCUGACACGAUCGACAUCCCAACGGCCAUCCCCUCGAUCCACACCUUAUGCUACUUUGGGCUGGCAGCGUUUCGGGCUGAGCAGAUCAUGAAGAGGUGGGAGGAGCUCAGAUCUCAAGGCAACGAACCGCAGAAUUUCGGACGUUUCGCGGGAGAGUAUUUGCACAACCUUGUCAAGUACGAAGGCUGCGAUACGUCAAGUUACGAUGCUGACUGGAGAGCGAACCUCGAGAAGAUCGGAGCCGACGAGCAGCUUACAGGCGCUAUCGGAAAUCGCGGUCACGGCUUUGAUGACAUCCGUUCGCUGAGAUCUGCAGCUGAAUGGGUGGAGCAGGCUAUUGAGUGGAGAUGGGAAUACCUUCUCGGUCUCAAGAGUGCGAGCGCCACUCGCAAGGAUGGCGGCAUUACUCUUCCAACCAGCAGCCCGAUCCAAGUGCGCAGCCUCACAAGUGUGACUACAGCUUCAGACGACGCAUCCGCUUUCAGAUUCGAUCGCCAAACCGGCAAGACGUUCUGCAAAGGCGAACCCACUGAGUUCUUACCGUUCUGGAAGGGUAUAACUCGUGUGAGGGCAGAGGACAUGUGGUCUAAUAGUGGACGACGAACGGGAACGUUCGACAUCAAGGGCCUGAUAUCAAGGCCUCCAGGAGACUUCUCCGGCAAGAGGGCUGUGUACUACUUCACGCCAGAUCUGGAGGGAGCGCAGGAGUACGCAGACUUCGCUAAACAGAUCGCCUCUCCUGCUGGAGUCUGCUUGGUACGGAUCGAUGUCCCGAUUGCGAUGUCAGAUCCGUGA
This is a messenger RNA of Saxophila tyrrhenica, 1020 nucleotides long. RefSeq lists its product as uncharacterized. NCBI's taxonomy places the organism in Eukaryota, Fungi, Ascomycota, Dothideomycetes, Mycosphaerellales, Extremaceae. The transcript has a single exon. The record is from RefSeq and is a predicted model, not a curated record. Bases 1 to 1020 code for a protein of 339 amino acids.